UGUGUGUGUGAGCGAGAGAGAGUAUGACAGAGACACCUGCAUUUCUUACAGCCUACCAAAUGUCAGUGAAGAACUCUUCGCAGCACUGAAAACAUCACGUACCAAUCAUCAGCGAGGGAGGUGCAGCCACGCUUAAAAGGAGGGCUCGUUUGAUAAAUAUUCUGCAUUUCCAUCCGACUCCUGAUCGCUGAACACAAAAGACACUCAGCUCUCAAAAACAGCUUUUGCUGUCCCCACCUUCAUCUCUGCCGUGUUUGACCCUCACCUUCCUUUGCCCUUCCCCCUCCCCCGCUGCUUGUUUUUGAAGCUCCAUCCUGACUGCAGAUACGAUCGUCUCAGUUUCUGGGUUACAGCUCCACAGAGACCUGAUGACUGAGAUGAAGAACUUUAUUCAAGCCAUCCUCAUUCUCUCUGCUGUGCUCGCGUCAUCUACGAAGGCAGAGGAGGUGAUAUAUGCUCAGGUGGGAGACACAGUUACCCUCAAGCUGCUGAAUAAUUUACAUGGAAAUUAUCUGCACUGGUAUUUUGGUGACGAAAGUGGCGUUCGACUUGCAUGGAGUAAUCCCCUUGGUGGAAAGGAUUUCAUUAAUACAGAACAUUGGAAAACUAAGUUGUCUGACGACUCAUCACUGAUCAUCAAUGACAUCAAACAAGAAAACUUUGGAACUUUUGUCUGUAAAUCUCUUUCUGAAAGUAACAAACUCACAUACAGACUGCUUAAAAUCAGCGUCACUGUGGACCGAGCCUCUCCUCUGGUGCCGGGAGAACUUCUGACUCUGACUUGCAUAGCAGAGACUCCUCCAAAUGCUCAGAGUCCAGAGAUACACUGGCUGAAUCCACGGGGGGAGAAGGUUGAGACCAAACAAGGAAAGCACAAAGUGAGAGUUACAAGCCAAGACCAUGGCCAGUGGACAUGUGUUGUGACAAAUAAUAAAAAGGAAAACCAAGCCAAAACCUCUGUUACUGUUGUGGACCUUUCCCCAGCUCCUUUAGAUCCUCUGUAUACAUCUAAAUCCACGCCUCUGACCGUCCCCUGUUCGUUUCCCGCUCACAUCUCCUGGGAACAGAUCAAAGCUGUGGGCCUCCAGGAAGUUAACUGGCACUUCAAUCCUCAACCUGGAUCAAAUAAUGUUUCUGGUUACCCACAGAGACUCUUCUUCCUCUCCCUGGGUGAUCCGCCGACUUGGAAGAAAGACCAGGAUAGAGAUCUGACUCCUGUACUAGACCUCAAAAAAGGCCUUCUGUCUUUGACCAGAAAGCAAGGGAGGGAACAUGACAAAGGAGAUUACUUUUGCUCCAUGAAAGUUAGAGAUGGUGUGAUUCUGAACAGGACUGUUCAUGUUAAGGUGCUGCAAAUCACUUCCUCUGCAGGAACCGAGUUCAUUUCUGGCCAGCAGGUUAACCUGUCUUGCAGCGUUGGCGAGCCUCUGCCCUCUUCCCUUAGACUAAAAUGGGUCCCACCUGAACAAUCGUCUCUUCUAUCUCUGACAACUGACCAUCACCCUGCCCACCUCACCAUCCGGGGAGUGGGGGCAGGAGACGGAGGAAGGUGGAGGUGUGAGCUGUGGCAGGGCAAUGUAUGCCUGACGUCUGCUGUGAUAACACUCAAGAUCGCAGAGCCUAAGCUGAGUGUGUGGAUGCUGGUGAUCAUAUGUAGUGUCACAGUCAUCAUCGUCCUCCUCCUCAUACUUGUUUUCAUCAUCUGCAGACGCAGACAACGGAAGACGAGUCACCUCAGACAUCGGCUCUGUAAAUGCAAAAACCCGAAGCCCAAAGGAUUCUACAGAACAUAAAUCUCACACAAAGACAUUUCCAAGAGGACAUCGCAGCCAAUUUAAUUUAUGUCCAGAUAAGAUGGAUUUUUUUGUCAGAUCCAAUAAACGGGGACGCUCUGUUUGGUGUUUAUGACGAGGGUCUGAAAGUUCAGUUGUUCUUGAAAUGUCAGACAAGAAAUAUAUAUUUUAGAUCGUUGUAGAUAUCAGUUUUGUUUUUAUAUCUCUAAUGUAACAUGUGAUUGAUUUCUUUGGGAUUUUAAGAAAUUGCUCUGUGAAGGUGUACUUCCAUUUCAAGUGUUUUUUUUUAUUGUUAUAUAUGAUUAAAGAUUAUUAAAGAUAUUUUUAUGUUGUGCUCCAUUUAACCAUUUAAUGUGAUGUUCGCUGUAUAAUAAUGCAUUUCAAAGCUUGGUUAAAUCCUUUAUUAAUAUUUAGAAACAGUAUUUUUUUAAAUGAGAUAUAAUAUUAAACUAAAUAUACCUACUUUACUACUUCAAUCAAAACAGGACGGAUAAUUCUUCUUUGAAUGAUGAUGAAACCUUCAAAAACACUGUCUAUAUAAAGUUUUAAAUAAAGACUGUUAAACGUC
Labrus bergylta (ballan wrasse) is the source of this 2361-nucleotide messenger RNA. RefSeq names its product CD4-1 molecule (gene cd4-1). The record is from RefSeq and is a predicted model, not a curated record. Gene Ontology annotation, cellular component: external side of plasma membrane; membrane raft. Gene Ontology annotation, biological process: positive regulation of ERK1 and ERK2 cascade; T cell activation; interleukin-15-mediated signaling pathway. Gene Ontology annotation, molecular function: protein tyrosine kinase binding; MHC class II protein binding. Lineage: Eukaryota; Metazoa; Chordata; Actinopteri; Labriformes; Labridae.